Messenger RNA from Theileria equi strain WA, 1590 nucleotides. RefSeq lists its product as hypothetical. The coding region runs from base 1 to 1590 and encodes 529 amino acids. The transcript is spliced from 9 exons. NCBI's taxonomy places the organism in Eukaryota, Apicomplexa, Aconoidasida, Piroplasmida, Theileriidae. The record is from RefSeq and is a predicted model, not a curated record.
AUGGAGGUCUUCCGUCCGAGUGACGUCGUCAAUCUUGAAAUACCACAGCAUCUUGGCGCUGUCGAUCGUAAUUUUAAACGUUCAUCUGCGCUAAAUCUCUGGAAUAUCGCCGUAAAUAUCCUCCCAUCGUAUGCCUUUCUGUUGCUUUUAUUCAUAGUUCGUCAUGUGUCGUUUAGAGGGCAUCACACAAGGUCGCUACACAUUACUUUGUGUCUAAUUCUCUCGUGUCUCGCCACGCUCAUGGCGAUUGUGACGACGGCAAACGCCAUAUCGAGGCUGCAGGUUACGGAUUUUGGGUUUCUGUUUGUGUUUGUCGGAGGGUCGCUUUAUUACGCCAAAUUGUACCACCAAAGGGCUGAUUUCUGCAAGAUUUUGGACAAGCAGGACGUCUCCUCAUACUCUCUGAUGCCUUUUUUCGCAAGGGCCUUUAUACACUCUCUCUUAUCGCUACUCGUCUCCAUCGCCAUAUCAAUUGUCCACCAGACUCUUGAUGUCCUUCUAGGGUCCCUUGCAAAUAUACAGGGACAGCCUUACUAUACCACAUUCUCGAGCUUUACGUGGCAUGUAAACUACGUGCUCUCCCAGAUUCCAAAUUCUGCGAGUUCAUCGUCACACUGGUUAUUUCAAAUUGCAAAGUUGUUGCCUGCAAUGACCUGGGUCAUUGCUCUCUCCGAGUACUAUAUAGACGUCAUGAACCUCGAGUCCACUCACAUGGACGCACUCAUUGUGGCAACCAUAGAGGAAUUCCCCGCUCAUAACAUGAGCACUCUGGAUAAUGAGAUCUUGUUCUCCCGGGCAAUGUACAAUUACAGCAAAGGGAUUUCUCACGUUUUGGACCAGAAUAAAAACAAGUAUAUUUUGAGCCCUCCAUCUCUCAACGUUCCGGAGGACGAUAGCAACCGUCGUAGAUCUCCUAUGCAGCCAUUUACGCAGAUUGCUACGAAAAGCAAAUAUUUGGAAUCUAAAAAGGUGCGAUAUCAGGUCAAUGAUGUAGUUUAUCGCAUGUUAGUGGCGUCACCCAGCAAACUAUUCACUUCCUACGUUGAUGCGUGUAUAGAAACAAUGAACGAGACCAGAGUGAAUCUUCACCGUCUCAUGUUUAGCAGUUUCUCUACUCAUGAACACAAGUUGGGUCACGCUUUUAAAACCCGUGAACACCUCCAUGGAUACCAUAACCACCGGCUACACAAUGCCAUUCAGACGCUUGUGUUCUACCUGACACCAUCCGCAAGGAGUCAUUCUACACACGUGCUGAAUGUAAUGCUUCUGUGUAUCAUUUACCUGCGCGGUAUAACGUCGUGGCUGUGUGCAGCCAACAUGCUCGGCUACGAUAGAGACAAUGUAAAGGAGGUUUCAAGGGAUGUAGUAUUCCAAGUUUUGGGGAUCCACAAGACCAUUUCAACACUAAACAGAGCGUCUAUCCCACUCUACGUUCAAAAUUAUAUCGAUACCCUCAAUGCUGAAAUAAACUAUACCCUAAAGUCCCUAUCGGUAUUCACGGAAUCGUUGCUCUACUCCAAGUAUAAUACGAAUUUUGACACUUACAGAGUCCUGGAGCAUUUGUACAGCGGAAAUAAAGGUGCACUUUAA